Cladocopium goreaui is the source of this 1054-nucleotide messenger RNA. The record is from the annotation of a GenBank genome assembly. NCBI's taxonomy places the organism in Eukaryota, Dinophyceae, Suessiales, Symbiodiniaceae.
GUUUUGGCUCCCAGCUCACUUGAGACUGCGAUUUUGAGCAAUGGCGGCACAAAGCAGGACAGUAGCGGUGCUGUUGUUGGGUGCCGUGGUCUUGUCGGGCCGAGCCUUUUUGCAGAUUUCGCCAAGUGAGCGGACAACGGUCCAUGUCCAGCCACGCUUGCGUGCUGGCUCUGCUGAACAGCGGCCAACUUGCGGCCUCGCACGCGAAACGGCGGCGGCUGUAGCCGGGGCAUGCUUGAUUGCAGCAGCUGGGCUGCGAUCCCAAAGACGAAGCUCUGGAGUUCCACGACAACUCUUCUUCGGUGGUGGACGUGAUCCUUCCCCGGAUGAUGUGACCAGUAAGGUGUACUUCGACAUCAGCAUUGGCGGCGAGCCUGCUGGUCGAAUUGUUUUUGGCUUGUAUGGCGAUGUGGUGCCGAAGACAGCUGAAAACUUCCGCCAGCUUUGCCUGAAGGGUCCUGGCGAUGGCUACAAAGGAUGCCCUUUCCACCGCGUCAUCCCAGGCUUCAUGUGCCAGGGUGGUGACUUUACCAACAUGAACGGAACUGGUGGCCGAAGCAUCUAUGGCAACAAAUUUGAGGAUGAGAACUUUGAGUUCGUCCACAGCAAGCCCGGGCUGCUCAGCAUGGCGAAUGCUGGCCCCAACACCAAUGGUUCCCAGUUCUUCAUCACCGUUGCAGCAACCGAUUGGCUCAACGGGAAGCACGUGGUGUUCGGUGAGGUCAUGGAAGGCUACGAUGUGGUGCAGAAGAUGGAGUCCGUUGGAAGUCAGAGCGGUCGGACCCGGGCUCAGGUGGUGAUCGAUGAUUCUGGUGAGCUUUAGAGCAGCUUCGGCGAAUUCACCAGCGGUGGAUGGAAGUUCCGCCUCGACUUUGAAAGGCACAAACGUCCUCCGCUUUGAUAGAUUUGAUAUGAUUUGAUGCCAGCAUAUGCCGGCAGUAGAUAUGACUUUUCGACCUGCUAUAGCGAUAGAAUGAUAUAAUUAAUUACAUAUAAUUACUAGAUAUGACUAGGAUGUAGGCAGUUUUCAACGAUGUGCUGGAGGUGAAAAGAA